Messenger RNA from Ochotona princeps (American pika), 996 nucleotides. It is a transcript of the gene NEUROD4, whose product is annotated as neuronal differentiation 4. The record is from RefSeq and is a predicted model, not a curated record. Lineage: Eukaryota; Metazoa; Chordata; Mammalia; Lagomorpha; Ochotonidae. Gene Ontology annotation, biological process: regulation of DNA-templated transcription; nervous system development. The transcript has a single exon. The coding region runs from base 4 to 996 and encodes 330 amino acids. Gene Ontology annotation, molecular function: protein dimerization activity.
GAAAUGGCAAAAACGUAUGUGAAAUCUAAGGAGGUGGUGGAACUGGUCAACAUGCCCUCCUGGAUGGACAAGGGCCUGGGUUCUCAAAAUGAAGUGAAGGAGGAGGAGAGAAGGCAGGGUGCAUAUGGUGUGCUUGGCAGCUUAACUGAAGAGCACGACAGUAUUGAAGAGGAAGAAGAGGAGGAAGAAGAUGGGGAGAAACCUAAAAGAAGGGGUCCUAAGAAGAAGAAGAUGACCAAAGCUCGCCUAGAGAGAUUCAGAGCUCGAAGAGUCAAGGCCAACGCCAGAGAGCGGACCCGGAUGCAUGGCCUCAAUGAUGCCCUGGAUAACCUGAGAAGGGUCAUGCCAUGCUACUCUAAAACCCAAAAGCUUUCCAAGAUAGAAACACUCAGGCUGGCCAGGAACUAUAUCUGGGCCUUGUCUGAAGUCCUGGAGACAGGCCAGACCCUGGAAGGCAAAGGCUUUGUGGAGAUGUUGUGCAAAGGUCUCUCCCAGCCCACAAGCAAUCUAGUGGCUGGCUGCCUGCAGCUGGGCCCUCAAGCUGUCCUGCUGGAGAAGCGGGAGGAGAAGCCUGUUUGUGAUUCUACUCUCUCUGCCCACAACUUCAACUAUCAGUCUCCAGGGCUCCCUAGCCCUCCUUAUGGCCAUAUGGAGGCACACCUUCUUCAUCUCAAGCCCCAGAUAUUCAAGAGUUUGGGAGAAUCAUCUUUCGGGAGCCACCCACCUGACUGCAGUCCUCCGCCUUAUGAGGGUCCACUCACCCCACCACUGAGCAUCAGCGGGAACUUCUCCUUGAAGCAAGAUGGAUCUCCUGACCUAGAGAAACCCUACACUUUCAUGCCACAUUACUCAUCCACUGGUCUCAGCUCAGGGCACAUGCAUUCAACUCCCUUUUCAGCAGGGACCUCCCGCUACGACGUUCCCAUAGACAUGUCCUAUGACUCCUAUCCCCAUCAUGGCAUUGGGACCCAGCUUAAUACAAUAUUCACUGAUUAG